This is a messenger RNA of Amborella trichopoda, 972 nucleotides long. The record is from RefSeq and is a predicted model, not a curated record. NCBI's taxonomy places the organism in Eukaryota, Viridiplantae, Streptophyta, Magnoliopsida, Amborellales, Amborellaceae.
AUGGUCCCUCAAAUGAUACAGGAAAUGAUUCCGUAAAACAUGAUAGCGUAAUUGUGCAAAGGAUGAAGCCUGUUUUUGUAAUAUGCUCGCUAUAAGGGCUAAAGUUGGCGAGACCUGCAAAAGGGACCAUAGUUCUUUUUCCGCAUAUUGCUCUCUCUCUCUCUCUCUCUCUCUCUAAGAUUUCUCAGCAGCUAUGGAUAGCAUUCACCUCAUCUUACUCCCUCUUCUUCUCUUCCUCUCACAUUUUCCCCUGGUUACAGAAGCUCAGAAGCCGGUAGCAAUGGCGGACUCUCCAUUCUCAGAUGCUCUCAAAAACCUGCAGAAACAAAUUGGGUACCAGUUCCAAGACCCCAUCCUCCUACAACAAGCCAUGACCCAUGCUUCAUUCUCCAUUGAGAACAACAAGGCUCUGCACAUCGCUGGUGUCAAUUUGAUCGAAACAGCCAUCACGCUGAAGUAUCUGAACCAGAACCGUGACAUUGAGGCCAAAGACCUAGCCCUAAAACUCUUGGAGCUCACCACUGAGAAGGCGUGCAAAGAGAGCGGGGUUCGAUUAGGAUUACAGAAAGUGGUAAGAGUGGCUACUCGUACUGAUACAUCGACCGCCAUUUGUGGAGCUUUUCGAGCUCUCUUUGGAGCAAUUGCCCUUGAUUCAGGUAAGGCUGAUGCUGCGAUUGAUGUGUUUUCGAAGAUCAGUGGAAGUGGGCUGGUUUUUUAUCUUUGAGCGACAAUGGUUGUGGUUUUGGAGACGGGAGGGUUUCGUUUUUAGGUUUUGUUUUUGGGGGUUUUGUGCUGGUUAUGGUGCCAUUAGAGAGAGUGAUGGCUUUUUAGUAGUGGGAUUUUUAGCGUCUUGGUGUGUGAAUCUCUGAUAAGAAUGGUUUCAUUAAUGCUUGUAAAGGGUUCCAAUACGGAUUGCUUGGGUUCUACGCAGGUAAUAGAAUGAUAUAAGUGCCCUUUAGAUUUGGAUUCGAA